Molecule: messenger RNA, 1776 nt
Organism: Cuscuta europaea
Lineage: Eukaryota; Viridiplantae; Streptophyta; Magnoliopsida; Solanales; Convolvulaceae
Source: the annotation of a GenBank genome assembly
GUUGACGGCACUGUCUUAGGGGAAAGACCGAAAGAAAGAAAAUGCACUGUAUUUUAUACUAUAAAUACAAGUCACAACCGCCAACACCAUAACUUGCACUCAAAAAAUCAAAACUGAUUAGAAAAUGGCGGAAGCAACAACUCUGUUUCUAACUUCCUCCCUCCUCUUCCUCCUUCUCGUCUCUCUUCCGCUUCCAUCAUCAGGAGAUGGAGGGUUAUUCGUGCCUUCCAGUAAUAAUCCUCGUUACCCGAUUACCCAAGUGGGGGAGAAUUUGAUCAGGCAGCUAAACCUGUUUCCCGGCCGCCAUGAUCACCUCAGGAAAGAAGGCGGCGGGGCAGUUCCCGUCGACGAGCCGAGGCUUAUCGAGAAGCGGUUGGAGCUCGAUUACCCCGGCAAGUCUGAUUCUACUCUUGAAAACCUAGGCCACCAUGCCGGCUAUGUUAAGCUUCAACAUACUAAAGAUGCAAAGAUGUUCUACUUCUUCUUUGAGUCGAGAGGAAACAGAAAGAGCGACCCGGUGGUGAUAUGGCUGACGGGAGGGCCGGGAUGCAGCAGCGAGUUGGCUUUGUUCUAUGAGAAUGGACCCUUUCACAUUCAUCAAAAUUUGUCUCUUACUUGGAAUGAUUAUGGUUGGGACAAGAUUUCAAACCUUAUCUAUGUGGAUCAGCCAACUGGAACUGGUUUCAGCUAUAGUUCAGAUCAGAGUGACACUCGCCAUGACGAAAAUGGCGUCAGCAACGACCUCUACGACUUCUUACAGGCCUUUUUCGAGAAACACCCUGAGUAUGUCGAAAACGAUUUCUUCAUAACGGGGGAAUCAUAUGCUGGGCAUUACAUUCCUGCAUUUGCUUCCCGUGUUAACGAGGGGAACAAGAUAAAGGAAGGAAUUCAUAUAAACCUCAAGGGAUUUGCCAUUGGCAAUGGACUCACAAAUCCGUCAAUCCAAUAUCCAGCCUAUACUGACUAUGCUUUGGAGCAAAAAUUGAUCAAUAAGAGUGAUUAUUACAGAAUAAACAAGGAUAUUCCAUCUUGUCAAGCAGGAAUUAAGAGUUGUGGAACCCAGGGGGGAGAUGCUUGUCAGGAUGCUUUUUAUACAUGCACAAAGAUCUUCAAUGAAAUAAGGACGAUUAUAGGCGAUACAAACUUCUAUGAUAUUCGGACAACCUGUGACGGACCUCUCUGCUAUGACUUCUCAAACAUGGAAACUUACCUCAAUAUGAAUAGAGUUAGAAAAGCUCUUGGGGUCGGGAACAUUGAUUUUGUUUCGUGUAAUAGUGAUGUGUACGAGGCGAUGAUACUGGACUGGAUGAGAAAUCUUGAAGCUGGCAUUCCUACCCUGCUUGAGGAUGGAAUCAAUAUGCUAAUAUAUGCUGGCGAAUUUGAUCUUAUCUGUAACUGGCUUGGAAACUCAAGAUGGAUUCAUGCCAUGGAAUGGCCUGGUCAGAAAAACUUCGGCAUAGCACCUAAUGUUUCAUUUACUGUUGAUGGAAAGGUGAAAGGAACACAAAAGAGCUAUGGACCACUCACUUUCCUAAAGGUCAAUGAUGCUGGACACAUGGUUCCAAUGGAUCAGCCUAAGGCAGCAUUAGUAAUGCUCCAGAGGUGGAUGCAAGGCAAACUUACCUCAACGGCGUCUCCCAUGUAAUUACCAUAAAGAAACAACACUCCAAAAGUAUUAUUGUUUUAUACUGCUUCAUUGAUAUGAAAGUUUAAUUUAUUCAUGUACAUGAAAGUUCAACCUAUGGGUUUAUAUUUCGAAUUUGCAUCUAAAAUGGC